Messenger RNA from Cimex lectularius (bed bug), 4755 nucleotides. RefSeq lists its product as uncharacterized. The coding region runs from base 136 to 4755 and encodes 1539 amino acids. The transcript has 26 exons. NCBI's taxonomy places the organism in Eukaryota, Metazoa, Arthropoda, Insecta, Hemiptera, Cimicidae. The record is from RefSeq and is a predicted model, not a curated record.
GUCGUCGGCCAGUAACUCGGGCGACUGUGACACAGGAUGGCCAUUCAAAAAGAGUGAGGGUUCGUGUUGGUGACCUCACUUCGAACUACCGGCUUAGUUUUUGGAUAUAAACAAGGGAUAUUAUUUAAAAGAAAAAUGAAUAACGGUUCGUGCAAGGUGGACAAUACUGUGGACGCAAUUUCGAGCCGCGUUGCUGGAGUCACGGCGCUUACGGACCAACUUGACGAGGACUUCUUCCCCAACGAAGAAGUCAUGGGCAUCAUGUCCUUUGAGCAGAUGCUCAAGAGUCCGUCGCCAUCUCUUCAAGAUUGGGAUUUGAGUUUGGAAUUAGAAACUUCUGUCGACUGCGGUGAAAACGGCGGUCAUGAUCGCUCGAACGAAGAGGAAUUCUGGACUGUGAGUGAGUGUACAUGCACACCAGAGUCGACAACUUCGUCAUACUACACAGCUGCCGAAUUUGAACACUCGUAUUCAAAACCCAGCUGGCCGAAUGAGGAAAGGAACGAAGUUGUGGAGGUCGUGAAAACCCAACGGCUAAGAUUUUCAAGAGAGGGCUGCACCAUCGAUACAGAAACCACAGCCAAAUCCAUCAGCCAGGCUUCAUCCGCUGCCGAUGAAAUGAAAAUGCUCGCGACUCUGCAGGAAGAAACUUCCGACAACGAGGAGUGCCGUGACUGGCUGGAGCUGAAGGUGGUCGAGGUCAACCCUUGCCUGACCCAACUAGCAGAUACCCUGGAAGAGGCGGUGGAAUGGAGGAAGGCGCAUGCUGAGGUCAUACAGAAAAUUCAGAGCAAGAAGAGUCCUGUCAGUGAAUUAAAAGACCAAGCUGAGAGCGUGCUUUCAAAUCAGAACACUAGUCCAAAAGUGUAUGCAGCAAUGACUGACUCCCUGACAGCAGUUUGGGGAAAUGUAAAUAAACAUCUUGACACCAGAGCUCAAAUACUUGACCUCAAUGUUGCCUACCACAGAUGUGCUACGGAAUUUUUCGAAUACUGUAAAUGUCUCGAUAACCUCGCUUCAAGUGAAAUUCCUAUAGAAAUACCAGAGUUAAGGGAAAGGCUAAAUGAGCUCAAAGAAGGGCAGAGACUAUGUCUUAUUGCACUCAAUUCUGCAUUGAACAAAGGCACUACAUUGCUUGAACUUCUGACACAAAUGGAGGAAGAAGGAACACUAGAUUCUCGUCCUCAACAUAUACAACUGAACGCUCAGUUAGCAAAGGUACAAGUAGAAAGAUGGCUAGAGCAACUUCGCGAAAAACGAUGUAAAGUACAGGACGUCAUUGACAGUUCGAAGUUACAACUUGAACAGUGUCUAGCAUUAGCUCUGAUCACUGCUGAUCUCACAAUGCUCAAAAGACUUUUGACCGAACGAACAGACGCAUUACUGAAUACAGUCGAUGAACUAGGAGAUGGUGCAGCAUCGGCCCAACUCUUGCUUCACGAGCACAGAAAAAUAAUUCCCGAAGCCAAGGAGAUGCAAGAACCAGCACUGAAAAUUGUAAGAGCGACUGAAGAGUUUGCAGCUGGUGGGCAUUUUGCAGGCCCAGAGGCAUUGAGAGAGGCCUUCCUCCUCCUUGAACAAACUGCCACCUACCUGAACCAAAUCGACCAAAGGGAAGAAACUUUACAACGAGCGAUCGAUUUCUUCAAUGCUGCACAAUCAGCUCUGGUUAAACUUGAUCAACUUGAAGUGCAGCUAACGACCGGCGACCUGGGGCUGGGGUUCAGCCAAACAUCCCAGCUGCAUUCCAACAUCUCCAAGACUUUGGAAGAAGUAACCACCCCGUCUCUUAACCAAGGGUAUGCACUUCUCUCCGAUGUACCUGGAGCUAAAGGAGUGAAAAGAGCUGUGGAACAAAUCGAAAACAAAAAGAUAAGCCUUAGUGUCCAAUGUACGGCACAGAAGGAAGAAAACAUUAAGGCUACACAAAUGUAUAAUAACUUUAUUGAAAAACAUGGAGCACUACAAGCAUUUCUUACAAGUAUGGAUGAAUACCUCAAGGGUAUCAAUGAAGUCGGGGAUGAUCUGACAUCUGCCAAAGGAUACCUUCAGAUAUACCGAAAUAAUUUAAACGACUUACAGAACAAAGGGUCAGAGAUAAACGCAUUGCUAUCAACAAUCCCUGGAAUACUGGAGGUGGUCGACCAAAACAGAGGCGAAGAGGUAAAGGAGAAGGGUGACAGCUUGCACGAAUCAUGGUCAAGGCUGAUCCUAAAGCUUGAACGAAGAAUUAGGCACUGCUCAAGCUAUACAAAGGCUCACGAUCUGGGUAAGAGACUCCACAAGGAAAUAGACGGCGUUGUUAAAGCUAUGGACUCUGGUGAUGAAACCGGUGCACGAUCUCUCUGGGUCAGUUGCCAGCAGCUCAAUGCACAGUUUAACAACACAACAUCCAACUUUAAUAAAGACUCAAGGGAGGUCGGGACUGACGGCGGGCUAGAUCUAGAAGUGGCAAGGCAGUGUCUUGCUGAACUUUCAAGAGAGUUGGAAGCAAGAGUGGCAGCAACUGCCCAAAGGUGGACCACAUUUGUGGCUGAAAACGAAAACCGCCAAAAGGAUCGACAGCUCUGGGAGACAAACAUGGCGGCUAGUAAUAAGACUGUUGAUUGGGUUUCUAAACUUGACGCUCAGCUCUAUCCUGUAUUAAAUCCAGAGCUGCACAGUGCCAGGCAGCUGAGCAAUCAUGUUGAAGAAAAGCUCAACACAGUACUGCCAGAGAUAAAGAGGGCUCAACAAGAAAUCCAGCUCCGUAUAGAAACUGCUGAAGCUCUCCUUAGCAAAGGUGAUAUCAAAGGAAGUAAUGAAGGGAUACCAUCAAGGCUGAAGGAGCUUAACGAAAAGCUACAUACUAUAUCUGCAGAUUAUCAAGUCCUGUUGGAAAAAUUGCUUACUUUUUUCAACAACCUUUCACAGGUUGAGACCCGUGUUGAGACGUUACAAAGGGAGCAGAAAACCAUGGCCGAGGCUCAUAACUUGGAUGAGGCACUGUUGCAACUUAGGGAGUUUGAAUCGAACAAACAUGCAUUAGCAGAGAUGUUCAAUUUGUGCCUGAUUGAAAAUAGUCACAUUAACAAUAAGAUCAAAACUCAGGAAGGAAUGGCUGCGGAUUCUGACAUACGAACAAUUGACAAAGCUGUAGACACAUUGCGUUACAACUGGCAAAGGUUGUGUACUACCAGAGAGACUGAGCUGGCUAAGCAGGAGGCAAGGUGCCGGUUCGAUCAAGACCUGAUGGAAGCUGAUCAGUCUCUUCAUACACUUGCAUCUCAACUUACAGCAACCAGAGGACGAUACGGUGAAAACCUGGCAGAAGCAAAGGCUACUUCAACUGCUUUUGCCACUUUUGAAAAAACUAUUGAGCUCUUGGAAGUACGUUUGAAAGAGUUCACUACUGCAGGGCAAGAGUUGACGGGUGGUGAGAGAGGAGAGCAUAUCGAGAGGGAGUUGCAAGCGAUGAAAAACAUGUGGACAUCGGUAAAAGAACAAGUUGUAGACACAAGGCGCCGAAUCGACUUGGCUAUUGUAUUUUUCCAGCUCGUCGAAGAGGCUGAAGAGUGGUUCAAAGAAGGCAAUAGGGUCCUACUUAGCAUAGCACAGAGGUCAACAAAAGUCAAAAGCCCUGAAGAAGCUCAAGCUCUUCUAAAAGAAAUACACGUUUUCCUCAAACCAGGAGAAGAAAAGCAGAAUCAUAGGAUUGAAGAAAUUACAAGACUUGCCCGUGAGCUUUAUGGUGAAGAUGUUGAAGACCAUCUCAAGUUGGUUAAAUCAAGUAGUAAAGAGAUGAUGGAUUCAUUUGCACAAAUUAGCCAGAACUUAAAAUCAAUAGCAGAAAGGAUAAACACGCCGACCCCAGAGCCUAUUGUGGAACUGAUGGAUGUUGAAGAGGGCCCAAAAAAAGUUUACGAAGACUGGCAUUCCUCUCAAGUUGUCACGCAAGUUUCAUCAACAGCAUUUCAUGUUGAAAAUUUUGAAAUUAGGACAGAAGAAGCCUCUCCUGUUCACCAUGAGAAAGAGAGACAGAAAAAAUCGCCCAGCCCUCCUCUGAAAAAGACUAAAUUUGUGGAAGAGGUUCAUGGAGAAGCUCCGAGUUUUGUUUCUAAACUUCAAAACACAUCAGUAGAUGAAGGGUGUCGGUUCACAUUCGAAUGCCGUGUCACUGGAAAUCCAGAACCUGAAAUUGUCUGGGAAAAAGAUGGCUUGGUAAUAGAGAACAAUCCAGACUAUCAGGUUAAAUAUCAUGACGGACUGUGUACUUUAACGAUCGAAGAAACUUUCACAGAAGACUCGGCUAAGUUUUCCUGCAAAGCUACCAAUUUUGCUGGGGCGGAUGAAACAAGUGCAUAUCUUUCUGUCAGAGAAUGUGAACCAGAAAUUGAGCUUAUUCCAUCAUCGUUUGUAACACCACUGAGUACUGUGAGCUGUCAAGAAGGUGAAAAAUUAGUACUUAAGUGUCAUGUUGCUGGAGUACCUCUUCCUACUGUCCAGUGGUUUUAUGGCGAAAAAUGUCUCGACGAUGAGCCAAAUUUGCUCAUUACGUUCAACAAUGGUGAAGCAGUUCUGGUAAAAGAAAAUGUUAAAGUUGAAGACCAAGGCCAGUAUUCUUGCACAGCCACAAACCCAAAGGGCACACAGACUAGUACAGCCAAAGUCAUAGUAAAAAGUGCAUUAAAAAAAAUCCUUCCCUGGGGGAUGGGCAUCAGGGAGUUUAGGCACAUUAACACUGUGCUCGUAAAGGUCCAGGUUCAAAUCCAGUAA